AUGGACCAAGUAACAUCGCAGCUACAGUUCAGCCCUUCACAUACAUUGCAGUUCGCGCUGGAGGAGCGUCUGCAAGAGAAUGCACCGGUCACUCCUUCAAAAUCUCCAAACAAGACCAGGCUCACGGAAUCGGAAGACGACAUUUGCAGUUUGUUCGACGAGUACCCAACCAGAUUAGAUCUGUCUCAUGUGCUUAAACUCGACGGAGUUCGGAAUGACCGAAGCACGAACGCCAAAGCUACUACUCCAAAAGUACCCUCCAUUCGGCAGCCUGAUACGCACUUCAUCUUUGACGUACCCUUGCCCACAAAUCCAACUAAUAGUCCGGCGUCCGAAAGCGAACAGGCAAAGCACCUUUCGUCUGCACAGCUGUACCGCGAAAGACACAGAAAAAGUGCGCUCUCAUCACAUAAGAGUAACACCUCGAUCACCCUCCCGGAUUGCAGCUCAAAGAACGUCCGAGCCAGCCUCUUGACCAAUGAAGAUGGGAGUGUUUGGAGACCACCAAAGCCGCCGAAGCCUCCUUUCCUCACUGAUGCUGCAGCAGAGAGUUUCAGACUUUCUGGCCAAGUACAACCACGAGCAAGUACAAUCUCACCGGAGCGCAAGCACCCCACGCCAUCGUACCGCACAGAUCUUUCCCAGCCUCGAAGAUUGCCCCGGCCACACUCCCGCUUUGUGGAGUAUCUCCCUUCGGAAGAGAAAAAUGCCUUGACUGCGCAAAGAAAGGAGACAUGGAUCGAUUCAAGCCCACAUAAGCCUCCUGAUCAGCGGAAGGUCGCCCAUCGCGGUGUUGAAAAUGCCUACCGUGUUCUAUUAGGCGAUCCAAACAAGCCAUUUCCAGCUCCAAUACCCACCAGUGAUAGAUUACCACUACUUCGAGCUGUACUUUCCCCUGAGUCCCGGAUCGCUUUCUUGAGGUCACUCAGCACCGAUUAUGGAGCCUCGCCUGGCAGACCGAAAGAGAACACAUUCCUGAAGCAUUUAGCCGGUUUGCUGUCGCGUCCCUCCAGAUUGAUUCCCCGCUGGCAGAAGCUUCGCAGUUCUACUCCGAUAACAUUGACCCUAUACCAGCCUCUGCACAGUCCGCGGUGCUCGUCGCUAGUUCAAGUGUCAUACAUGGUGCAUGUUGAAGCCGUUUUAUCAGCCUACCGGAAGCGUGUCGCGGAUUCCGAGCAGGAUGUACCUUCUUUCGAGACUUCAAUGGAUGCAUAUACACGUCUUUUCGAAUUGCGUCUCCCUGUGCCGACCUUAUGCUUCGACAUCAUCCAGCCAUUCGUCGUUGGUAUGCGGCAUCCGGUCUUAGUGACCAUUGCAUUGAUGUUCGUCUGUGUCUUCACAAUCAUUCUACGAUUCCUUACUGGUAUGGGUUGUCGGGAUCUGUCCAGCCGUCAUGAAGACGACUCUUAUUUGGAAGAGGAAGAUUCAGAUUCCGCUGCACUUCAAAGGUGA
Molecule: messenger RNA, 1452 nt
Organism: Aspergillus pseudoviridinutans
Lineage: Eukaryota; Fungi; Ascomycota; Eurotiomycetes; Eurotiales; Aspergillaceae
Exons: 1
Coding region: 1-1452 (483 amino acids)
Source: RefSeq, a predicted model, not a curated record